UUGAUUGCAUAUAAGUCGCACCUGAGCAUAAGUCAUACCCCUGGGCAAACUAUGCAAGAAAUUGCAACUUUUAAGGUUGAUCCGAUAACAAACAAAUAUUUGUUUUGGUGUUUUAGAAACAAAUCCAGUCACCAAUCGUGAUUUUACGUUAUCCUGAUAGGCCACGGAAACUAAAAAUGUCACACAAAAAAUGUGAUGACUAAAACUGACCAACAUCUUUUUAAGUGGCAUUUAAAGCUUUAAAUAUCAGUCACGUAAUUUUCCAUCUUCAUACCUGGUGGGUUUUCAAUCCUCCAAUGCCAUCCGAAUUCUUCCAGCGUUCCCUUUCAUCUCGUUUUAUUUCUCACACAGAGCAUAACUUAUUUCCUUUAGAUUAGCUUGUAGUUGGUAAAAUGAGUCAUAAGUCUCUUUUAUGUCGCAUUGGUGCAGAGUGCAUUGCCUUUUCCAACUGUCUAAAUAACUCUUCCCCUCUCUUUGUUUUAUUGUGUAGCUGUGUGCCACCAUUCAUUUUUUUACUUUAUUUUUUCUGUGUGUACGGCUGUUUGUCUCACAGAUUUAGAGUCGAAGCAGGAUGAAUGUUCCUGUAAGGGGUGCUUGUCAGAAUCGGAUGAAAAUCUAUUAAAAACAGAGAAUAAAUGACUUUAUUAUGGAAAACAGAAUAUGCAAGCGGCUGUGCGAUGUAAAAUAUGAAUGGCUUUUUAGAACGCUAAGCUCUUGUCUCAUAUCUUUCAGAGGCCAGGAGUCCUUUCAUGUCCACCACCACCCUCUAAAUCCUCAGCGCUCUAAUCUCCCGUAACCACUUCCUGACUGCUGAGCCAUCCUGGUACUGCCAGCAUGGGGAUGCCAGCCAAAAAAACACCCAUUAGCACUGUUAAGCCGCAGCAUCUUACCCCCAAAACUCCCUCCUUGCAGGAAAGGCAAGCAGAAGGAUGGUGUUUGGGGAGACAGGUGGGCACAGCUACUUGGUGGCAUGCUGGCAGCCCAUCCUGAUCCUUAUGCUGGGCACCGUCCUUUCUGGCUCCACCACUGGCUGCCCUUCCCGAUGUGAAUGCAAUGGACAAGAGCGUUCAGUCGUGUGUCAUCGACGGAGACUGGCAGCUCUUCCUGAGGGUAUCCCUACUGAAACGAGGCUAUUAGACCUCAGCAAGAACCGUCUAAAGACCCUCGGGCCUGAGGAGUUCAUUAACUAUCCUCUUUUGGAGGAACUGCAACUCAAUGAAAACACAAUAUCAUCCGUCGAGCCUGGGGCAUUUAGCAGCCUCAUGAACCUUCGGACCCUUGGUCUACGCAACAACCAGCUAAAGCUUAUUCAACUGGGAGUGUUCACAGGCUUGGUCAACCUCACACAGUUGGAUAUAAGUGAGAAUAAAAUUGUCAUUCUGCUAGACUACAUGUUCCAAGAGCUAUACAACCUGAGGGCUUUGGAAGUUGGUGACAAUGACCUAGUCUUCAUCUCACCUCGAUCGUUUCAUGGCCUGAGCAACCUUGAAAGCCUAAAUAUUGAGGGACACAAAUUGUCCUCAGUGCCCACCGAUGCCCUUAGCCAUCUGCAUAAUCUGUUGUCACUUCAACUGCGUUACCUUAAUGUUUCUGUCAUAAGAGAUUACUCUUUCAAGAGGCUCUAUAGACUAAGAGUGUUGGAGAUCUCUGACAUGCCAACUCUGGAUACCAUGACACCAAAAUGCUUGUUUGGUUUAAAUCUCACAUCACUGGCCAUAACAAAUUGUAAUCUUAGUGCCAUCCCAUAUCAAGCCAUGAAUCACCUGAGGCAUCUUCGUUUUCUGAAUUUGUCUUUCAACCCUAUUCAGACAGUGGAAGGGAACAGAAUGUUUCAUUUACAGAAACUCCAGGCUUUUUAUUUGGCUGGUGGAAAAUUGGUAGCUAUUGAGCCCUACUCUUUUAAAGGGCUCAACCAUCUUCGUGUAUUUAAUGUAUCAAACAAUGGCUUAAGCACUCUAGAAGAGUCUGUUUUUCAUUCUGUUGGAAACCUGGAGACUCUCGCUCUGUACGACAACCCUCUGGCCUGCGACUGCCGCCUCCUCUGGGUCUUCCGCCGCCGAUGGAGGCUCAACUUUAACAAACAACAACCAAUAUGUGCUUCACCUCCAGUUGUUGAAGGAAAAGAGUUCAAAGAUUUUCCAGAUAUACUCCCUCCCGAUUACUUUGUCUGCCAAAUGUCAAAGAUUGUGGAUUACCUGGUUCAAGAAAGUCAUGUAGAUGAAGGAACUACAGUUACUUUUGGUUGUAAGGCUGAGGGAAAUCCAGUUCCUGCCAUAAUUUGGGUUACCCCUAAAAAGGAAUAUAUCACCACCAAGACCAUGGGGACAAGACUUUCUGUGUCAGGUGAUGGUUCACUGGAGGUACGUUACGCCCAAAUCCAAGACAAUGGCACCUACUUUUGCAUUGCAAGUAAUGCAGCAGGCAAUGACACCAAAGCUGCACACCUUUUUGUGCACAGCUACUCCCCGAACUGGCCUCACCAACCUAACAAGACAUUUGCGUUCAUUUCCAACCAGCCAAGCGAUGAAGGUGCUAAUGUGACCAGGGCCACGGUUCAAUUUCCAUUUGAUGUAAAAACACUAAUUAUUGCAACCACCAUGGGAUUUAUUUCUUUCCUUGGAGUGGUACUUUUCUGUCUCGUGAUACUAUUCCUCUGGAGCAGGGGGAAAGACAACACCAAGUCAAAUAUUGAGGUUGAGUAUGUGCCACGCAAGGAGGAAACAGAGGAGACCAGUCCAACUGAGGCACAAGUACAAUUCAACAUGAAAAUCAUGUGAGCUCCUGGACAUGUCAUCAAAAAACUGCAGUCAGGAUGCAAACGAUUCCCAGCUUAAAACAUGUACUCAAUUUAAACAGUAGAAAUUGCACAGCAAUGGACAUGUCCUGACACUACACUAUAUAAUCAUUUUUUUAACUUAGGGAUUGAAUCUUUUAAAGGAAAUGUUGCAUUUCCGUUAUUCAUAUUUCUGUAAAUUUGUGUGGGCAGAAAUCAGUAUGUUAACAUGCACACGACAUUUUGGUUUAGGAAGCCCAAAACAAUGGUAAAAUGAAUAAAAGCACAGUUUGCAUUAAUAGCAGAUUUGUAUUUCAAAGUAUGGAGAGAUUCAUUUGUGAAUGGCAGAUGUAUUUUUAUGAAAAGGGGACUGUAGAAAGGGUGGUUUACUCAUAAAUGUUUGCUCAAAUUGAUAAACAAAGCACAAUUAUCCUUUGUAUGAGCCAAUGCUGUGUUGCCUAAAAUGCUGAUGUGAACACAAAUGACCAUUGUUUCAUUUUAGCAGUAUAAAAGAAGGGCAUGCGUAGAGAAUAAAGAUUACAUCAAGAAAUGUGUCAUGCAAUAAUAAACACAAAUCUAGAAAUGCUUGCAGAGGUGUAGUACACAAGGAAGGAAUAUUGAUGAAUUUUUUUAUUCUUCUGUGAAUUGCAUAAAAGUACUCUCUAAAGCUAUGUACACACCAAGGAUUUGGCGCAUGUUGUUUACACUGGACAAAGGCUGCCACCUACCGGUGGAAGAGGCUUGGUGCGAAAUGUCGAAGCGGUUCAGAUCAAUUGGAAACGGUUAGGUUCAUUGCUAGCAUUCUUGCAACUGCAGAUAUGGAUUACUAUUAUGCCAAUAGAGUGGCCUUAGUUUAUCUUUGUAUGAAAAACAAACGCAGGCAUCGUCACCUUGUUUGGGUUCACCGCAUGAACCAAAAUCAGAUGACCCAAACCCAUGUGUCACUAUCAAACCAAGUCUUUGGUUAGAAAAGUUCGACUUGGUUUAACUUGCAAUGUGCUUUCAGUGGUCAAAGGUUUUUUACGUAGAGCCCGAAAACGGCUGUAAAACUUGUGUAGCUUUGCGUGAAAUGGAUAGCUUUGAACACGGAAGCACGCAUUAAUGCGUGUUUACAUAGAUUUUUCAUCGCGGAGGGCGGUGUGAACAUAGCUUUAUUCCAAAACUUGUAUUGACUGUUCAUCUACCAGUUGCCAGGGGAAUAUUAUUUUAUAAAACCUUCGAAGUUUUAUGUCUGCAUAUUUAUUUUUUUCCCUUAACCAUUAAUUUAAAACUGUGCAUGUUAACACACUGAGUGAGAAAAGAAGCUACAGUUUCUGCUACUUUCAGUUUGCAAAAAAAGUGUCAUUAAAUGUAUUGAAAUGUUGCGAUAUACAUAUUUUUUCUGUAUUUUAUUCUUCCUUGUACAUUACGCUAUUGCAAAAUAGUAACGUUUUGAUGGCUGUGGUUUUUGAAUAUACUGCAACCCAAAGAGCAGAUUAAAUAUCCAUUAAAAUGUUUUUGAUGUAACUUGA
Messenger RNA from Oryzias latipes (Japanese medaka), 4284 nucleotides. NCBI's taxonomy places the organism in Eukaryota, Metazoa, Chordata, Actinopteri, Beloniformes, Adrianichthyidae. The record is from RefSeq and is a predicted model, not a curated record.